Trichomycterus rosablanca is the source of this 3294-nucleotide messenger RNA. RefSeq lists its product as uncharacterized. The transcript has 23 exons. The record is from RefSeq and is a predicted model, not a curated record. Gene Ontology annotation, biological process: nervous system process; monoatomic ion transmembrane transport; signal transduction. Gene Ontology annotation, cellular component: neuron projection; synapse; plasma membrane. Lineage: Eukaryota; Metazoa; Chordata; Actinopteri; Siluriformes; Trichomycteridae. Gene Ontology annotation, molecular function: acetylcholine-gated monoatomic cation-selective channel activity; serotonin-gated monoatomic cation channel activity. Bases 1 to 3294 code for a protein of 1097 amino acids.
AUGGAUUCUUUACUUCAGGCUCUAAGAGGAAGCGUCUUCGACAGAACUGAAGUGCGACCCGUUAUAGACCCACAGAAACCCACCAACAUCACCAUCGACAUGUACAUCUACGGCAUCCUGGACGUGGAUGAGAAGGGACAGGUGCUGGACAUGUUCAUCUGGCUCUACCUGUACUGGGAGAUCGAGGGUCUGUACUGGGAUCCGGAGGAAUGUGGAACAGAUCGAGUCUCUCUGCCCAGAACCGUUCUCUGGUCGCCCGACAUCGUUAUUAACGAAUUGUACAGAAGCCACACCCACUUUACUAAGACCGACAGGUACACAAGCCACACCCACUUCACUGUGGCUGAUGGUAUGGAUGAGAACAGAGCCCCGCCCACCUACUUCGUCUACGUUAAUAACCUGGGGGAGGUCGAGGACGAGCAGUCGAUUCACGUCAUCAGCUCGUGUAAUCUGGACAUCUACACCUUCCCCUUCGACGUUCAGAACUGCACCUACUCCAUCUACUCCUUCCUGCACCGCGCGGUGGACGUGCAGCUGUUUUUUGCAGAUGAAAUGAAGAACGUGUUUCAGAACUCGCUGAGCACCAUCGGCACUAACGGCGAGUGGGAGCUCAUCAACCUGAUCCCAGUCAAACCAGCAAAAAGUCCCGACUUCAACCCCAAGGAUUACUGGGACAGUCUGGUGAUCCACAUCAUACUGAAGCGUAAAUCCUCCCUGUACGUGGUGAACCUGCUGCUGCCCAGCUGCUUCCUGGCGGCGCUCGACGUGCUCAGCUUCCUCCUGCCGGUGCAGCACGUGGACCGCUCGGCCUUCAAGAUGACCCUGAUCCUGGGGUACACCGUCUUCCUGCUGCUGAUGAACGACCUGCUGCCGGUCACAGGGAACAACAUCCCGCUCAUCAACGUGUUCUUCUCGGUGUGCCUGGCCCUCAUGGUGGUCAGUCUGAUGGAGACCAUCAUCGUCACCAACAUCAUCUGUAACGCCGCCAAGUACCCGCCGGUACCCGGCUGGAUCAGGACACUAACGUACGUGUUCUUCUCGGUGUGCCUGGCCCUCAUGGUGGUCAGUCUGAUGGAGACCAUCAUCGUCACCAACAUCAUCUGUAACGCCGCCAAGUACCCGCCGGUACCCGGCUGGAUCAGGACACUAACGUACGUGUUCUUCUCGGUGUGCCUGGCCCUCAUGGUGGUCAGUCUGAUGGAGACCAUCAUCGUCACCAACAUCAUCUGUAACGCCGCCAAGUACCCGCCGGUACCCGGCUGGAUCAGGACACUAACGUACGUGUUCUUCUCGGUGUGCCUGGCCCUCAUGGUGGUCAGUCUGAUGGAGACCAUCAUCGUCACCAACAUCAUCUGUAACGCCGCCAAGUACCCGCCGGUACCCGGCUGGAUCAGGACACUAACGUACGUGUUCUUCUCGGUGUGCCUGGCCCUCAUGGUGGUCAGUCUGAUGGAGACCAUCAUCAUCACCAACAUCAUCUGUAACGCUGCCAAGUACCCGCCGGUGCCCGGCUGGAUCCGGACUCUCUUCCUGCGCUACCUGGCACGACUGUUCUUCAUGGGGAGGAAAACAGACUCAGGGAGUACGAGUGCUGGUGGGAAUGACGUCGGAAAUGUUUCCUCCUGUAAGAACCCAGAGAAAGCACCGGCGCAGCAGGAGGAGCUCAGCGGCUCCUCAGAAGAACCGGUUCUGCAGGAACUGAGAUCCAUAAGCUCGACUCUGUCUCUGGUCCGUCAGCAGAUGGACGAUCAGCCGAGCGGCGGGUCGGAUUUAGAGGACGACUGGAUCCGGAUCGGUCUGGUGAUCGACCGCGGCUUCUUCAUCGUCUACAUCCUGUUCAUCAUCGUCAGCUUCACCACCAUUCUCACCCUGUGGCUGCACUGUGUAGAGAUGAGUUGUGGCACCCACUCGGCCAUGCCCCCCUCACCCCACCAUGCCCCCCCUGCCGUGCCCCCGCUGGUUUUAAUGUGCGAGUCGCAUCACAGCGGUCCGACGUACGAGUCCCUACAGGAAGUGUUCGACAGGAAGCCGUUUCGCCCGGCGGUGAACCUGAGUAACCCCACCAUCACCAACAUAUCCUUCACCCUGUACGCCGUGCUGGGCGUGAACGAGAAGACUCAGAUCCUCACCACCUUCCUCUGGCUGAGACUGUACUGGUUCCAUGAGUUCCUGAUCUGGGAUCCGGCCGAGUGUGAUGGCAUCACCAAGAUCUCGCUUCCCGUGAACAAUCUGUGGACACCCGACGUCAUCGUCUACGAAUUCGUGGACGACGACGUGUCCCAGGCGUGUCCCUACGUGUACGUGAACCACACGGGUCACAUUCGGUACGACCGGAUGCUCAGGCUGGUGACGGCGUGUAACCUGCAGAUCUUCAGCUUCCCGUUCGACGUCCAGAACUGCACCUUCACCUUCGGCUCCUACAUGCACACCAUCCGAGACGUGAGGGUGAAGCCGGCGCUACCGUUUGACCAGAUGUCUGGAAACUCCAAGAGUUACCUGGAGGCGAGCGGCGAGUGGGAACUGGUGGUGAUCCUGGGCGAGGCAGGAAUCCUCAAAUUCGGCGUCGACGAGUGGGACAUCAUCACGUUCUGGGUGGUGAUCAAGCGGAGGCCGAUCCUGUACGUGGUGAACCUCUUGAUCCCGAGUUCCUUCCUCAUGAUCAUCGAUAUUCUGUCGUUUUAUUUGCCGCCGCACAGCGUGGACCGCGCCUCUUUUAAAAUGACGCUGAUUUUGGGCUACACCGUGUUUCUGCUCAUCAUGAACGACCUGCUGCCCAGCACCGCCAACGGCACACCCAUCAUCGGUAUCUACUUCUCUGUGUGUUUGGCGCUCAUGGUGAUCAGUCUCUUGGAGACGGUGGUCAUCACUAACGUGGUCCAUCACAACUCCAUGAAGUACCGGCCGGUUCCUGGCUGGGUUCGGAUCGUGGUGCUGAAGUACAUCGCCCGCUCCAUCUGCUACACCGCCCCCGGCCUCCACAACACCCCACACACACACACCGUCGCCGAGCAACAGGUCAUCUGGAGCACGCAACAAUCACACUCUGAGAUCAAACAACACACACACGGGAACGGUGACAGUGCCCUGUCUGUACCCGAGCUGGAGGAGAUAGCGGAGUGUGUGCGGGCGAUGCGUUCUCACCUGACGUUGCUGCAGAAGGAGGAUCUGCUGCAGGAGGAGUGGUGCCACGUGGGUUACGUCCUCGACUUCCUGCUGUUCCGCAUCUACCUGCUGCUCAUCACCUGUUACGCCCUCGUCAUCAUCUUAAUGUGGUGCAUCUGGAUGUACCAGUGA